AUCGUAGCAAAGGAUCAUACAGCACUCAAGCUUCCAACAGUUAACAGCUCCUCUUCCUUCGCUCAACAGCAACAAUCCCCAAAACAAACCGGAAAAUGUUCACCAAACUGAUCUGCAUUGCCGCUCUGGCCAUCUCGUGCGCUUCGGCCAAGCCAGGACUUUUGGCUGCUGCCCCGCUUGCCUAUGCCGCAGGACCCGCCGUCGUCACCGCCCAGAGCUCGCAGGUUGUGGCCCGUAACUACAACGGAAUUGCCCCGCUAGCGUACGCCGCUGCACCGGCCCUGGCUUAUGCUGCACCGGCCGUCGCCAAGGUUGCUGCUCCGUUGGCUUAUGCUGCUCCCGCACCACUUGCCGCCACCUAUGCGGCUGCUCCGUUGGCUGCGCCUUACGCUGGAUUCGCCGCUCCGUAUGCUGCGCCGUUUGCCGCCCCGUAUGCUGCACCGUACGCCGCUGCCUAUGCUGCACCGUACGCCAAGGCGUACGCUAGCCCGCUGCUUGCCCGUUCGCCUUACCAGCUGUGGUAGGAAGGGACAGGGCGCCCGUUUGUCGUUACCCGCCAGCCAACAGUUCCUUAGGAACGUCAGCCUUGGUGAACGUUUCUUGUUGUUGAGUAAUAAAAAGUAAUAGAAUGUUUGAAACUAUA
Molecule: messenger RNA, 643 nt
Organism: Anopheles stephensi (Asian malaria mosquito)
Lineage: Eukaryota; Metazoa; Arthropoda; Insecta; Diptera; Culicidae
Product: cuticle protein 16.5-like
Exons: 2
Coding region: 96-524 (142 amino acids)
Source: RefSeq, a predicted model, not a curated record